CCCGCGGCAGCAGCGGACCCCAGACGCCGCCGCGGCCAGCACCUGACGUCCGCACCUCCGCCUCCCGCGGCUGACGCGACCCCCUCGCCUCCGCGGACCGCCCCUGCCCUGCCCCUCCCGGCGGACGGCCGCGGGAGAGGCGCGUGGACGCCGAAGGCCGCCGCGGCCUCUACGGGGCCGCUCCCGGGGCCGCGGGGACGGACGGAGGAGACGGGACAGGCGCGAGGGAGGCCGCGCACUUCCCGCACCGAGCCCGGGGGGGCGGGAGCGGAGUGGGGGCCCAGGCGAGACCUCGGAUUGUCAUCGGCGGCGGGGAGGAGGCGGGACCGGGCCGCCCCGGCAGCCCGUAACGUUAUGCCUGUACUCCCGCCCUUCUGCGGGGCAACCGGCCGGGUGUUUUGCAGGCCCAGCCUGUCGGGGAGGAGUCCUCGAGGUCGCGUUGCUGAGCUCCCCAGCCGCGGAAAGGCCGCGAGGUGCCCCGCGCGAGGGGUGGAGGAGGGAGAAGGCAGGAAGGGCAACAGCCGCCUCGCUUUGAGCGUAUGGAAGGACUACAGGAUACUUUGUACACAGAAAAACCAACAAAGUGGAGUCAACCACAUGCAGCAGCUUCAUGGGCUUGAAGGAUCACUUGAAGCAUGACCUUGGGCACCUCUAUGAGGAUACGUCAGAGACUCAAAUAAGUGCAAUAGCACCUUGGUCAAUAAUAGAAAAACCAACUAUGGAUAAAAUUAAUUCUAGGAAGGAGGAUCCUAAGAAGGAACUGUCUGAAGAAACUGGAAGCUUCAGUUGCGAUUCUGAGGAAAGUACAAAUUCUGAUAAUGAAUUGGGAAAAGCAACUAAAAUUAGAACAGAACCAUGCUCCUUAUCUAAGGACCACAGACAGACGUAUCCAUGUUUAGAACCACAUAUAUUAAAGCGCAAUGAAAUUUUACAAGACUUUAAGUUAGAGGAAGUUCAGAUAGUAUCUAAAGAAAUUAAAAAACCUCCUGAUAUGGUGAAAGAAUAUCAAACCAAACUUGACUUUGCACUUAAGUUAGGUUACUCUGAAGAACAAGUUCAACUUGUGCUGAAUAAACUUGGUACUGAUGCUUUAAUCAAUGAUAUAUUAGGGGAACUUGUCAAACUUGGAAAUAAAACUGAGGCAGAUCAGAGCGUAAGUUCUGUUAACACUAGUGUAAUGCGAGAAGCAUCUUCAGUUGAUUCUCAGAGAUCUGACUCUCCCCUUCAGGAGGAUGUGCUUGUGGAUGGUGAUAACCUGAGACCAAUAGUUAUUGAUGGCAGCAAUGUGGCAAUGAGCCAUGGAAACAAAGAAGUAUUCUCUUGUCGUGGGAUAAAACUGGCCGUGGACUGGUUUUUGGAAAGAGGACACAAAGAUGUUACAGUGUUUGUUCCGGCGUGGAGAAAAGAACAGUCUCGACCAGAUGCCCUCAUUACAGAUCAAGAAAUCUUGCGUAAAUUAGAAAAAGAGAAAAUACUGGUGUUCACCCCAUCACGUCGAGUUCAAGGGAGAAGAGUGGUAUGCUAUGACGACAGGUUCAUAGUAAAGUUGGCUUUUGAGUCAGAUGGUAUAAUUGUGUCUAAUGAUAACUACAGGGAUCUAGCUAAUGAAAAGCCAGAAUGGAAGAAAUUUAUUGAUGAACGGCUCCUGAUGUAUUCAUUCGUCAAUGACAAGUACGUUAUAAUCUUUAUUUAUGUUUAGAAGAUGACUGUCAACAAGAUUUGGGACAUAUAGAUUUUGUCAAGUACUCCAGUCUUGCAUAGGGUCAUUGCUCCUCUGUACUUCUCUGACAGCCAACUCUUUCUAUCUCGGGACAGAGUAAUUUUAAAAUGAAAUCCAUGUCCUAAGUAACUCCAUGUAGUUCUAGUUAUAAUUUUUCUUUGCCUGAUCUGAGACAGUUUGAUUCUAUGCUAUUGCAGUGGAAAUCAAUUUCUCAUGGCACUUGAGUUGAAACAACUUCCCCAGAAAUCUCCAGAAAUAACUAAAAUAAAGCGUAAGGUCAGUGCCUUGGAGGAUAAAUACUCCAGUCUACAAAUCCUGUUGUUUCUGUUCUGUUGGGAGACUAGGCA
Python bivittatus (Burmese python) is the source of this 2067-nucleotide messenger RNA. The record is from RefSeq and is a predicted model, not a curated record. NCBI's taxonomy places the organism in Eukaryota, Metazoa, Chordata, Lepidosauria, Squamata, Pythonidae.